UCAUCAAGCGUCCUCCCUUGGACCUAUUUCAAGAGUGGUAAAUUGUCUGUUGUGGGCGCUUUAUUCGUGACAGCUGUAAAGAAGGAGACAACCUAAAAAAGCCUUAUUGCAGUUGUAAAUGAAGUGAGAGGCCAAUACAGCUCUACCCAAAACCAAGCCCUGGCACCAAAUUCAGAGAAACUAUAAAAAUAGCUCAUUUUAUCUGUUUUCUUGACAUACAGUCAGCCUGAACUUUGGUUUGUUGACAGUUCAAAUGUUUCCUUAAUCCAAGGUCUGAGGUUGCAUAUUCCAUUAUGAAAUCAUUUCAUUUGUAAGACUUAAGUGCAGAUUCCCAUACAGACCGUGUGCUUCAUUGACUGUAGCACCUCAAGCAAUCUGAUACCUGAACACAACUGAUUACUUGUCAGCAGUAGAAACAUGCUGAGUGUCCUUAUUUAGAUGGACAAAUCAACCUCCAGAUCGGCUAACUGUUGUAGUGGAGGAGGGCACGCAGGGCAAAGAGGGUUACGAGGACAGAGCCGCUCUUGUACUUUCUAAUGUGAUCCAUCAGUCAAAAUUCCCAUCCAUAUGCCUUUCCCGAAGCAAUCUGCAGCCAACCGUGGCACAUUAACAUUAAGGCUUUAGUGAAGUCACGAGAUGACUCAGGAUGAAUGUAAAUUUUGUAUUUCUAUAUUUUUUUUUAUGUUUUGGGUUGAAAAGUGGGAUCUCUUUGUGAAUGCACAAAGCCUAGCAUUCAAUCAUGAACCAGAUUCUUAAAAUACACGCAGUUUAGCAGAGUGCAGGCUGCUGAAGCUAAACAUGUCAGGAAACAGUAUGGUGAGAGGAACCAGGUAUGUUUUACAACAGCUCGCCGGAGCUAUUUCCUUGGGGGAAAAAUGGUGAAAAUUGAGCUCGAUGUUUGUUUACGAUCUUGUCAAGAACAGUAAAACUGAACCGAGGUUGACAUGAAGAUUUAUUGAACAGAGACUAAUAUGUGCGAAUUCAAACAAAGCAAGAAAAUUGUAGUGCAUUUUAAGUUAAUUUAAAGUGACAUGUGAAAAGACACGUAGGACUCUUUCAGAAUGUUUUCAUACCAUACAGUUUUAAUAAGGAAAAUGUACAAAAACAAUAAGUAAAAUAGCAGCUUGAUGCAUUGCCCACUGAUGCAUGCACAGGGAAUGAGCUUGUUAAGCUCUUGCACUGGGAGACAUGAGACAUCCUAGUGCCCUUGUUCUGUCUGUCAGCCUUCACCAGUGGACAUGGGAAUGUAGCACCUGUGUGUGAGCGCCGAGCUCCAGACUUUUGUGUGUGUAUGCAAGCGAGUAGAAGUUGCCUUCUCAAAGAUCUGACAGCCUUGGUCAGACAUCAAGGUCCUGAUGUCCAGUUUUGCAUCACGGUGCCAUUUAGUUGCAGCCAACUCCAGACGGACCUUGAAAUGUUACACAGCUUUAAAGGUCAGAUUCCUCAUAUCGUGCUGCACUCACUCAGUAUUCACAGGAAAUUUUCAUCCACCGCGUGCUUUGAACUACUUGUUCGUGGCAGCUUCCUUGUUUAAAUAAGCUCUUCUUGCAAUUUGCAUCCGAUAUCCUGUUUUUAUUUGCGUGCCAGAGGAACCCCGGACAAAGAACUUUACCAGAAAAAAGGAGAACAAAGUCACUUCAUCAUUGGCUGUUAGGGAACCAUGUGCAGUUCCCUGAGCCCCAAACAGCCCAGCGGGCCCGGCCUGACAGACAUGCAGCAGUACCAACAGUGGCUUUCCAGUCGACAUGAGGCCAGCCUGCUGCCUAUGAAGGAAGACCUGGCCCUGUGGCUCACUAAUAUUCUUGGUCUGGAAAUCACUGCUGAGAGCUUCAUGGACCGCUUAGACAAUGGCUUCCUGUUGUGCCAGCUGGCUGAGACACUGCAGGAGAAGUUCAGGCAGAGUAAUGGAGAUCUGCCUACCCUUGGCAACAGCAAGAGAAUUCCCAAUCGGAGGAUACCGUGUCGGCGGAGCGCUCCAUCCGGCUCCUUCUUUGCACGGGACAACACAGCCAACUUCCUGGCCUGGUGUCGUGAGGUCGGAGUUGGAGAAACAUGUCUGUUUGAGUCAGAGGGUUUAGCAGUAGGUGUAACAACAUCAGUUCUUCAUAAGCAGCCACGAGAAGUCUGCCUUUGUCUUUUAGAGCUGGGCCGGAUAGCAUCACGGUACAAUGUGGAGCCUCCUGGCCUUAUAAAACUGGAGAAAGAGAUUGAGCAAGAAGAGAAAGCGCCUCUACCUCCUCCGUCACCUGUAUCUCCAGCUCAGCCUGUCCCUCCAUCACCCUCUUCAUCUCCUUCCCCAUCCCCUUCCCCAUCCCCAACUCCUACCAAAGUGACUUCUAUCAAAAAAAGCACAGGGAAGCUGUUGGAUGAUGCCGUAAGACAUAUCGCCAAUGAUCCACCUUGCAGAUGUGCAAAUAAGUUCUGUGUAGAGAGACAGUCGCAGGGUCGAUAUCGUGUUGGGGAGAAGAUGCUCUUUAUUCGGAUGCUGCACAAUAAGCACGUGAUGGUGCGAGUCGGUGGAGGCUGGGAGACCUUUGAGAGUUACCUGCUGAAACAUGACCCAUGCCGCAUGCUCCAGAUUUCCAGGGUGGAGGGCAAGAUAUCCCCUAUCAGCAGCAAGUCCCCUAAUAUCAAGGACCUCAGCCCUGACAGCUACCUGGUGGUGGCAGCGCACUACCGCAGCAAAAAGUGAAGACACGAGACUGAAAAAAAUUCCAUUAAUAAAAGGACAGAUUGACUUCGUGCUGUUUUUUACUGUGUAGAGAAGGGGGUGUAGCUAUGCAACAUAUCCCUGUUCUCAUGAAGUAAAUGUUAAAGCUGUAGUGCAACACCAUUCAUAGAAAGCACAUUUUUGUCAUAGUGAUGAUUUUGUUUUGUUGGUUAAAGAUCAUUCUUGGGUGUUUUCAUUUGAUUGGGCCUUGACACAUGUUAGUAGGCCUCUGGGUGUUAUUUACUUUUACAUAACAGCAAACAGCUUUGAAAAACAUGCUCAUUAUUAUCAUCACAGUAUAAUUGGUUUCAUAAUUAGUACAAGGGAAGGUGUAGAUUUUCUUGAGAUUUGAGAUUUUCCUGUUUUUAUUGCAUCUGAAGCAAUAUCACAUAUGGUAGGUAGAACACUUUCAUCUUUUAGCUCCUCAUAUAAAUAUCUGUAUUUGUACAAGGUAAAAACACAAGUUGUUUUUUUACAUGAAAUGAAAUGGGUGCUGGAGAUGUUGGCAAUUUUAUGAAGCCAGUAUUCCUUUGUACCUUGAUGUGGAUUCUAUUGAUUUGUCUGUGCUAGUGUUGUUUUCCCUUUUUUUUUUUUUUCAUUUCCCAUCAAACUGAUCUUCUUAUCUAAAUUUUUAAUAAUACACAGACCCUAUCGGGCUGUGGCUCAAAUGGGAUUUUAUCUCCCACAUUACAAGAAUUAUUUAAACCCACUGAAGUUUAAAUGCUUUACUUUAUACAUUUAAAUUCUUGUAAAAACUCUCAUAAAACCUAAAUUUAUUCACAAAAUGUUAUAGCUUUUUCUUUGUGCAUUUCUUAGUAGGCUAACAAAAUAAAGCAAUGCUCAUAUUGUUUACAUUUUGCAUAACUGUUCUAUGCAGUACAUUUAUAUAUUAGCAUUUUGAUUGUAUUAUGCAUUACUAGAAUAGAUCCCGUGUGUAAUAAUGUCUUCAUCCGACAAUCACAUGUUCGAAUCAGUUUCACUAGCUUGUGAUUUAUAAAUAGAUUUACUCAUUUAAGGUCUCACGUUCUUCACUGUGUCGUAUUACUGACCCCUACAGGUGGUGCAGUGAUUUAAAUACGAUUAUUAUUGAUUACUUUUGGGGGGUUCUUACAAUGGAGAAUUAUCAAUCACUGCAUAAUAACUCAUGUUAUAUUAAUUUGUUUUUAUUCCUGGAGAAUAAAUAUGUCGGUUUGGUAUUAUAUUCACUGGUUGUGCAAAGCAACUUUCAAGCCUGAUUUUAGUUGUAAAUUUCCAAUAAAUGCU
Messenger RNA from Neolamprologus brichardi, 3973 nucleotides. The record is from RefSeq and is a predicted model, not a curated record. NCBI's taxonomy places the organism in Eukaryota, Metazoa, Chordata, Actinopteri, Cichliformes, Cichlidae.